Phalacrocorax carbo (great cormorant) is the source of this 522-nucleotide messenger RNA. NCBI's taxonomy places the organism in Eukaryota, Metazoa, Chordata, Aves, Suliformes, Phalacrocoracidae. The record is from RefSeq and is a predicted model, not a curated record.
UCAGGCUAAUGGGCAUGGCCACCGUCUACAUCAGGGAGGAGGACUUUUGUCAUGGGAACAAGGCGAGUGUCAAGGUCCAGAAACCCAUGUUCCACCUGGACAAGCCAGUUCUGCUGGAGAAGAAGCUCUGCUAUGAGACCAGAUCACGGCCCGAGGACUUAGAAGUUGCAGAGCUGAUCUACGCCGAGGUCGCCUUCUACCUCUCCAUCCCCAAGAAAAAGGUCUUGAAGUGCGUCAAGGCUACCACAAAUGUCAUCGCGUGGGCCUUGACCGAAGGCAAGGACUUUGACUUUGUCUUCAAGAACUUUGGCAUCCUGGUGUGCCGGGGAAGGAGAGUGGUCAUGCGGUUCUUCGAAGACCUGCUGCGAGACGUGGACAAGACCGGCAUCCUGGCAAACACUGCCCUGCGAAAGUCAAGCCUGAGGCCCUUGGUCAUAGCCCGCAAUGAGACAGCUGUUUUCCAGAUGCCUCCUGGGGGGAUCUUUGUGUUCCCACAGUGAGUAUGUUUGCUUCUGUCGCCCC